GAAUGGUUGGAGUUAUUUUAGAAACUCUUAAUGCCAAGAAGCUAAUUGCUUUCGGAGUUUUUAUACUGAUUGCUCAAACAUCAUUCUUCUUGAUUGGUGGUCUUAUAUCCCCGGCUCCAAACACUCAUGAGCAAAUUCUUCUAUCCAAAUGCGUUGAUCGUGAAAAUCGUAAAGAUAAGUGGUUUUUUCUCAGACCUCAUUCGUCUAAUCAGACUUGUCGUGAGAUACUUGAUGAUGAUCCACUUGAAGAAAUUGGUGCAUCAAAGAACAUCACUGCGGACAAUAUCGUAUUUGUUGCCCAAUUUCCUCAUCCAAGAUCUGGCUUCGAUCUCAAAAUGACACGAUGGUUUCAACAAGUCAUCGCAGUCCUAAACCUUGAUAUUAAGCAGAAGUAUAACAUAGAGUCCCAUUCUAAACUCGGCUCUGCCGAUGAAUUCAAAUUCUACGACUGCGAAGUACUCCCCCUCUUCACACUUGGCAGUUGUCAUCAUGAAAAUUACCUUGUCAAUAUACGCAUCCCAAUGGAUAUAGAUAACAAAGUCAAUCACGAGAUUGGUCUUCUUCAGGAUGUGUGGAUGGUGGAAAUUCACCAAAAUGGUGGUUUUACUAUGGUGAGUUUUAAUACAAUAAAGCGUUAA
Rodentolepis nana is the source of this 638-nucleotide messenger RNA. The record is from the annotation of a GenBank genome assembly. NCBI's taxonomy places the organism in Eukaryota, Metazoa, Platyhelminthes, Cestoda, Cyclophyllidea, Hymenolepididae.